This is a messenger RNA of Megalopta genalis, 819 nucleotides long. It is a transcript of the gene JTBR, whose product is annotated as jumping translocation breakpoint protein JTBR. Gene Ontology annotation, cellular component: midbody; centrosome; membrane. NCBI's taxonomy places the organism in Eukaryota, Metazoa, Arthropoda, Insecta, Hymenoptera, Halictidae. Gene Ontology annotation, biological process: mitotic cytokinesis. The record is from RefSeq and is a predicted model, not a curated record.
GCAGUUUCGUGAUCCAAUCGUGGCUCGUGAAACACGUGUUAUUUUUACAGAGUACGCAUUCGGGUCGUAUGGCAUACGCGUAACACGAAUAUAUAGGGUUUAUUUGGUAAAAACGGUGCGUCGAGCGUUUACGCGAAAAGUGCCUGGGAUCGGCGACUCGUUGCUUUCGGUCCGCUCGUCGAUCGAUCCGCUAAUUUCUCUAAUGGGUCACGUAACUUGACGAGAAAGCGUAACCUUGCAAAAUAGUGUGCAUCGAAAUGAUCGAGCUGUGUACAAAGAAACGAAUGCUGAUCGCUAUCACACUAUUGGGAGGGUUAGUUUCGUUAACGGUUUUAGUGCUAAUCGUCGAAAGCCAUUGGACGGACAAUUCCAACAAACUUUAUAUAGAAAAUUUCGAGAACAAUACGGCCUGCCUGUCCGGCGACGAAUACGAAAUAAUCUCGGAAUGUCAUCCUUGCUCCGCUUUUGAAUUAGCGAGCAAAAGCAUCGACGUGUGCGUUCACGCGAGAUACAAGGAGGUUUUAAAAUGUAAAAGCGGCGAAACGGUGACCAGAAGCUGCGACAGGGUAGCUUGGCUGGAAGAGAAAGCGUUCUGGAAGUUCGAGGCGUUCGUGUUCGUGCUAGCCUUCGGUUCCUGCUUGAGCAUUUAUUGGAGAGAGAACGUUUUGAGGCAAAGGAUAAUAAGGAAAGUGGCCAGGCAACUGAGAGCCAGCGUGUAGAACGCGACCAGCCGAAGCCGGUGGAAUUAUCUCUUUUUUAUCUUCUCGUCGAUACGUUUAUGGUUUCGUAGGCAGCCGAAACGAAAAGAUGGACGAAGUC